AUGCGCUACACCCUCACCGUGCUGGCGGCCGUGACCGCGUGCAUCUACGCGCAAAGCUUCAAGUGUCCGCCGAAGGACGGCCAGUACGAGGAUCCGGUCCAGUGCGACAAGUUCUACGAGUGCUCGGACGGCCGGGCCACGGAGCGCCUCUGCCCGGACGGCCUCGUCUUCGAUCCGACCAUCCGGAAGAUUAACAAGUGCGAUCAGCCCUUCAACGUCGAUUGCGGCGAUCGCGUCGAGCUGCAACCCCCGCGGGGCAACACGCUGUGCCCGCGUCGCAACGGAUUCUUCGCCCAUCCGGAUCCGGCCGUCUGCAACGUGUUCUACAACUGCAUCGAGGGCGAGGCCACCGAGAUCACCUGCACGGCCGGGCUGCACUUCGACGAGUACACGGGCACCUGCGUCUGGCCCAACGAUGCCGGCCGCCAGGGAUGCAAUCCGGGAGCCAACAAAAAACUAAAGGACGGAUUCACCUGCCCCAAGGACCAGAAGACGGACGAGGCCGGCCAGGCGGUGGCGCACCCGAAGUUCGCCCAUCCGACCGACUGCCAGCGGUUCUACGUCUGCCUGAACGGCGUCGAGCCCCGUGACCUCGGCUGCCAGGUCGGCGAGGUCUACAACGAGGAGACGGAGCGAUGCGAUGCGCCCGAGAACGUACCCGGAUGCGAGGAUUGGUACAAGGAAAGCGACGAGAAGAAGAACUGAGCUGGAGCUGCAUCGGACCACCCUUUCCCUCGCGUCAAUCCCACAACCCCCUCCGUUCCCUUCAUCUCUUCAUGUCCUACACUCCUAAGGCGCGGGGCGCGCAACAAACAAAAAGGGGAACUGACAGGCAGCAGAAAGUGCACCACAUCUGAGAGAGGGAGGUGCACGCAAAUGAAAAGACUCAUUAUUUUUGUACUUUUGUUUUAAAAUAUUACGUUAACGAAAAACAAAAUGGAAAAAAAACAGAAAAGCAAAGAAGAAACCUCCGCUCGACUUGACUACUUUCUCAAUUUUUAUUGAGUUAUAGAAAAAUAAA
This is a messenger RNA of Anopheles coustani, 1021 nucleotides long. Its product is annotated as protein obstructor-E-like. The transcript has 5 exons. Gene Ontology annotation, cellular component: extracellular region. Gene Ontology annotation, molecular function: chitin binding. NCBI's taxonomy places the organism in Eukaryota, Metazoa, Arthropoda, Insecta, Diptera, Culicidae. Bases 1 to 705 code for a protein of 234 amino acids. The record is from RefSeq and is a predicted model, not a curated record.